CGCGCCCAGGUUCAUUUCACAGUACGAACUCCUGCUAGUGCUCAUCCAGAGUCAAGAGUGCAGUGUGGAGCUAGACAUCUAAUGGAAAUCAACUGAUUUUGUUUGGAUACAUUCAUACUUUAAGGGCAAUCAGCGUUUUACAAUAUGAACUCGUGAAGUAAGAGAUAACCGAGGCUUUCACUUCGAAGACCACUUGACCAGCCGUCAUGGAAGGAAAAGAGGAGAUCAGUGAUACUGACAGUGGGGUGAUUCUGCAUUCUGGGCCUGACAGCCCCACCACAGUAAUGAAGGAUGUGAAUACUCACACUCGGGUCAUGAAACUCAAGCAGCAAGCUCUGGAGGACAGGCUGAAGAUGUGCUUACUAGAACUCAAGAAACUCUGCAUCAGAGAGGCCGAACUCACAGGACAUUUGUCCUCAGACUAUCCCCUGUUACCUGGAGAGAAGCCCCCUCAAAUUCGCCGGCGCAUCGGAGCUGCUUUUAAAUUAGAUGAGCCAAGUAUCCUACACAGAACUGAGAACUCUGAGCUGAGCUCUGUGGAGGCUGAUCUGGCUCUUCAGCAGCAGAUAUACGUGGCGGCCCAGAGACUGUGCCAGGAGGAACAUCUCAGCAAAGCAGUGAAGAGGAGUCGUCUACAGCAGUACCAGCGGGAGGAAAGGAAACUCAAAGAGCUACAGGAAGCUGUGUUCAGGCUGCGACUGGAACAUGGCCGAUCCUCACCACGCCCUGGCAUGAUCGCACAGAGAGGAUGUACUUCAGAUGAUAGCUCAUUGUCAGACUCAGCAGUGCUGGAUGAGGAGGAAUUGUCUUCCCAGCUUUCUUCAGAGCCGCCUGCUCCUGCUGUAGACCUUCACCCUCCACCUCUAACUAACUCUCAUCCCCCUCCUUAUACACCUAUAGUCCCCUCCUACCGGCCCCUGGAGCCCAUUGUUCGUCAAACCCCCCCACAAUCCCUAGAGGAUUUGCCCACAUGCCAGAGUCCGGACUUAGAGACUGACCCUGCCCCCAUUCAAAACUCUCCCUGGAUGGAGAGUAGUUUGGAUCAGCCCUAUCAGAAAAAGAAAAAAUCUAGUAGCAUCAAAUCCAGUAGUCCUGCUGUUACCCCUACGCUGCCUCCUCUGGAGGUUUGUCUCGCGGAGGCCGGGAUACCUCUGCAGAUACCCACCCAUGCUGCCCUGAAACACACACAGUCCUGCAGUGCACCCUCGACUCCAGAGAUGCACCUGCGCAGGAUACACUCUCUUAGAGUUCCCAACACUGAACCCAACCCGUAUGAUCCCGAGCGGGAACGUGGGCGCUCGAGGGGCCCCAGGAGACGGUUGACAGAGUUUGCAGUGACACCAUCAGAUUACUCUCCUAUGAGUCUAAAUCUUGGAAACCCUUUGUACUACUCCAGUUCUGAGGACAGCAACUCAGAGCACUCCGUGCAGUCCUACACCAGCUCGCCCUGCCAGGAGCAUCCUGGGGAACUUCCAUGGCCCCACCAACCCCACUACGGAUAUCAAUAUGCCAGCUUUAAUGACAGCCAUGUACCACAAAGAUGCUCUCCUACCCACUUCUACAAGAACCCUCAGUACCAGUCCUCACUGAGUUUUUCCAGAGGGUACGUGGAGGACGGAUGGGGUCACCCCUUGGAAAUGGACAGCGGAAGGGCAUACAUAAGCCACCAGGCCCCGUCGCCUGUUUAUUCUUCUAAUGGUCACUAUGAGUACUACUACGGCGAGGCUUUGCCUCCACAGCAGCGAAGUUGCAGGUUGUUACCCACCCAUGUUAAACUGUCACGGGCUCCUUCGCUGAGAGAGUAUCCACACCAUCCUAGCAGAGGCCUGCCACGGCAGGUAGUGUCGGAGGAGCUCAAAUCAUGGCACCAGCGCAACCAACUCAGACCGCCUCGACCGCACUCGCUGGACCGGAACAGGCAGGGCGCGCUCCGCAUCCGAAAUGUGCCUGGGCAAGAGUCCCCGCUUUCGCUUUCCCAGCACCACCGUUUCCAGGAACAGCAGAAACGGGUCGUUCUGAGGACUCCAGACCGGUUGUAUGAGGAUGACUCAGAGGUCGCCAGCCAGGUGUGAAACCAUGGACUCCCUUCUGACGACAGUCCUAUUUAUUCGAUAAUUUAUUGAGCUGAUGGAUUAAAGUGUAGAGUUUUUUUGUAACAUCGAACUAAAAUAUCUAGGGGUAUGUCAAGACAGUCAUCACUUUCUAUGAAAUGCCUGGUCUCAAAAUGUCUGAGAGUUUUACUGUGAAAGACAAUUUUAAAAAAUGUUUUAUAGAUGUUUUUAUAGAUUAACUUACUUAUUGAUUUUUUUAUAUGAUGAAAUGAAAUCUAAUUUGCUACUAAGCGUUAUGUUGUUUGGUUAGUGUGUUGAUACUAAGAUAAAAAAAAAUAAAGUUAUAUGAAUAAAGAUUCUGUUUGUUGAUAUAUGAUGUAAUCAGUGUUUAUUCUGAUUAGUUAAUACAGUGACUUUUGUAUAUGGGCCAUUCCACAGAAUUUGUCCAAAGUUGAAGAGUUGAAAAUGUCUUUUUCUGUAUAAUAUCUGUAUAAUAUCCAAGGUACACAUUUCUAGUAAUUGUGCAGUUAAUUCUCAUAUUGUACUUUCAGAAAAUUUUGAAAUAUUUGUCCUUUCCCUAAACUUGUCACUACCAAAACACAGUAAUAUAUAAUUUAAUAAGAAGGGUUAUAUUGAUCUAUUAAGAUUUUGCUUAUAUUUACAUUGUAAAUAUAUUAUUUUGCUAUUUUACUAACAUUUUUUCAGAGGUAAAUUACAUUUUUAACAAUGUUAUUUAUGAAAUCUGUUGUAUUUUGAAUCCAAUUUUUCUUGUAAAAGACAAAAAGUUGGUCAUACUGAUUUCAAAGUUAAGGAUUCAUUAGUCUGAAUAUACGUUCCAAAAACUAUCAUAACAUCUCAUUUGAUAUUUCAGUAUACAUUAUUUUUGACAAAACAUCCCAUGUUUCGGUCGUGACUGCACAUUUUUGGUAGUGACAGUAAUGCUGUGGUAGUGACCACAUCACAUUACAGAAUUUUAAUUUGCAUACUAAAACAUACUAAAAUUUUAAAAAUUUGCAUAACUGUACUAAAAUUUUGUUUAUUUCCCCCAAAUAAAGGAUUUUGUGUUCCCUUUGUCACUACGAAAAUAAUGAUGACAUGUUUUGGUCACAAAUGUUUCGGUAGUGACAAUUUUAGUUACUUUUGAAGCUAGCUCAAAGAUGCUAAUCAGCACAUGGUUAGCACAGUUCUGAACAGCUGUACACAUAUAAAAACGAAAUGUUAUGGAAUAACUCCCCAAAAAAGUGUGCUUAAUGGAAAAAGUGUUCGGUUUUGACGUUCCUUAAAGUUGCACACAGAUUUGUCAGACUUUUGAACACAUUUACCUCCUGAAUCAUGUAGGGACUCAGGAAUAUUUUCUGAUCAUAAAUGUAGGGGUGUAGUUAAAAUCAGUCUUAGCCAAUGGACUUAAAACAUACACUGUUUUGGUACUGACAUGAACAUGCACUUUUUUACAUAAAGUUUUAUAAUUUACAAAGAAAAUAUAAAUAUUUUUUUUUGAACGUGAAGAGUCAGAAAGAUACUUUUAAAAACAACAAUGGAAAAAAUACAAAAAAUAA
Labeo rohita (rohu) is the source of this 3607-nucleotide messenger RNA. It is a transcript of the gene inavab, whose product is annotated as innate immunity activator b. The record is from RefSeq and is a predicted model, not a curated record. The transcript is spliced from 10 exons. Gene Ontology annotation, biological process: positive regulation of protein ubiquitination; adherens junction maintenance. NCBI's taxonomy places the organism in Eukaryota, Metazoa, Chordata, Actinopteri, Cypriniformes, Cyprinidae. The coding region runs from base 207 to 2072 and encodes 621 amino acids.